Messenger RNA from Caenorhabditis auriculariae, 808 nucleotides. The record is from the annotation of a GenBank genome assembly. NCBI's taxonomy places the organism in Eukaryota, Metazoa, Nematoda, Chromadorea, Rhabditida, Rhabditidae.
AUGUUCUACCUCGUCCAUCAGCCGCCUGCAGAAGCUACAAUCUUCUGCAGGGAACUCGACCUAUUCUAUUCCGCUAGCAGUUUUCGCAUAUCGUGUUCGGGUUUCCAGCGAGGCUACAACUUUCUUCUGAAGCCGCUCCAGUGAAGCAGUGCACGAGUCCGGUCACAAGCAACGUCGACUCCUCCACAUUGACAAGUUUUUGAACUUUUUCACCGCGAUUUUGACCCCUUUGUUGGUACGCGAUACACGGUUGGGAUGGUGGGAUGUGUAGAGUGAUAUAUAUCGCCUGGCCUGUGAGCCCUUUUCUCGUCGAUGACGACUUCAAUCGCUAGUUCAAUUGUGUUGUGAGUUUUCCGUGCUUGUCUCGUUUUAUUUUGUUGUAAGCCCCCCGAUGUAGUUUACAAAACUUUUCUUCGAUUUCCUUUUCUCAUUCAAUCUUUGACCGGAUACGUCCUUUACCUUGUCUUUUGAUUGGGUUCCUAGAUAAAUAAGUGACGUAGGAAUCGUUGUAUAAGAGUCUGCUAAUGCUUAGAAUUGUGUUGUAGAACUGAUUUAGAGCGCAAUUGUCCUCUUGCGUAAUAUCUGUAUUUUUGUUAGACCGUCCUUGAUUGCCUAGUCCUUAAAAGUUGUCUUAGUUUCACUAAUUCACGCUUCGGGACGAAGCUUUCUUGGAGCGGAGGGAUGUGACAGGACGCUAGUUGACCUGACCUCAAUGCCAUAUGUACUAUCAUGUAGGCGUGCCAAUGGCACGCCGCCUACUUGUAUUGUCACUCUUGCGCUCAGCACGCAUACCAACUGGCGGUGCUGA